Coccinella septempunctata (seven-spotted ladybird) is the source of this 520-nucleotide messenger RNA. RefSeq lists its product as uncharacterized. The coding region runs from base 110 to 520 and encodes 136 amino acids. The record is from RefSeq and is a predicted model, not a curated record. The transcript has 3 exons. NCBI's taxonomy places the organism in Eukaryota, Metazoa, Arthropoda, Insecta, Coleoptera, Coccinellidae.
CAUCCUUAAAUUUGGAAAAAAAUGUUUGAAAACGGAAGCUAUUCCAUCCAGGAUUUCAUUGCCUGAUCCUUGUUCAAGUAACACAUUAGCCGCUUCAGACGAAAGGUAUAUGACCCAGGACCCAUCAGAUGUUGGUAAAGUUGGGGAGUCCUCAAAAUUGAUUGGUUCUGAAUUAUCAGAAACUUCAGAUUUGUCUGCUACCGCAAGUGCUUCAGAUUUAUCUGCCACAUUGACUGCUUCCGAUUUAUCUGCUACAGACAUGUCUGUUGCUUUGGCCGCUUCAGAUUUAUCAGGCAAAGUGGAUUCCUUAGAAGUAUUUGAUACUGAAAAAUUUGCAGCACCACAUACAAAAACUUCAUGUUGCACAUCGACUGCUUCAGAUGGAAGGAGUGUGACCCAGACUCUCUCAGAUAUUGGUAGAGUAGAGGAAUUUCCAAAACUGAGUGGUCUGAACUAUCUAAAACUUCAACAGCUUCAGAUUUGUCUGCUACAUGCAAUGAUUAUUGCACCAGUCUGUUGA